Impatiens glandulifera is the source of this 1167-nucleotide messenger RNA. RefSeq names its product putative F-box/LRR-repeat protein 23. Gene Ontology annotation, molecular function: protein binding. Lineage: Eukaryota; Viridiplantae; Streptophyta; Magnoliopsida; Ericales; Balsaminaceae. The record is from RefSeq and is a predicted model, not a curated record. The transcript is spliced from 3 exons. The coding region runs from base 1 to 1167 and encodes 388 amino acids.
AUGCCGCUUUAUUCUUCCUGUCGUCUCCGCUACCGGAGAAAAACAUCCUAUUCACGCUCUGAUUGGACCAGGAAAGAAACAUCAUAUUCUCGCUAUAGGCGGAUCAUGAAACAAACAUCAUAUUCCCGUUCUCGUCUCCGUUACCGGAGAAGAAAGACAUUAUAUUAUCGCUCUCGACCAAUCAUGAAAAAAACACCAUCUUCUUCUACUGGCUUGUCGAGAAAAGAUGCUACAACCGAGACUCGGAACUGGGUGGACAAUCUUCCCCGUGAUGUGCUGCAAAAGGUUGGGACUAUUGACAUACUGGUGAAUGUCCAGAGAGUAUGCCUUUCAUGGCGUAAAAUCUGCAAAGACCCUAUAAUCUGGCGUUCCAUUGACAUACAUGACAUCCAAAAACUCUUCAACCUUCCCGGAGAAGAACUUCCCUGUGAUGUCAGCAAAAUGAUAGAGAUAGCAAUUGACAAGAGUUGUGGUCAAUUGAUUAAUAUCAACCUUGAAUAUACUGGAAAUGACCAACUCCUCAAGUAUAUUACUGACAGGAAAAUUCAGUUGAAAACCCUUCGAAUUAAAUGGAGUAGCAUUACAGACGAGGGAUUAAGUGAAGCUGCUAAAAUGAUGUCAUCCAUUGAAGAACUUUAUAUUAAUUUUGGGGGCAUCAAACAUAUAGGUCUUGAAAAUGUUGGUCUCAACUGCCCUGGUUUGAAAUCACUCACAUAUAUAAGACCAGUAAUAGUGACUAAAAUUGAGUAUGAGGAUGAAAUUAGUUUCAUUGAGCAUGAAGAGGACUAUUAUGAUGGAAUUGAUCCUAAUUCUGUUGCACUUGCUAUCUCAAGAACAAUGCCUCAGUUGCAACACCUUAACCUUAUUGGUAAUGGAAUGACAAACGAAGGCCUUCAGGCUAUACUCGACUCUUGCCCUCGUCUAGAAUCGCUUGAUCUUAGGAAGUGUUUUAGAGUUGACCUGACGUCAGAUCCUAAGUUGGGCAAAAGAUGUUCUUCGAUAAAGGAAUUCUACCACCCUAGCGACUCUACCGAUCCUGGUGAUGAGUUUGAAUCCUAUGAUGCGGCUGACUAUUAUUUCACUGAUAAUGAUGAUUUUGAUUCCUCUGAUAAUGGUGAUCUUGAUUAUGCUGGUGGUAAUGAAGAUUUUAUUAUUGUAUACUACUAA